AUGUCCGGCUUUCAACUUCAGCACCCCAAGGGCCGCGAAUUGACAGGCGGCGAUCUGUUAGCGCAGUCCUUGAAACACCUCGGCGUGGAGGUUGCGUUCGGACUUCAUGGCCGUCAUUUGGAAGCUUUUUUGAUGGGAUGUGAGGUUGUAGAUAUUCGUUUGGUGGAUACUAGACAUGAGACCGUCGCUGUGCAAGCAGCCGAAGGUUAUUGCCGGAUCAGUACAAAGCCUGGAGUCUGCUUUGUCACGGCAAACAGUGGGUGA
Penicillium subrubescens is the source of this 264-nucleotide messenger RNA. RefSeq lists its product as uncharacterized. The coding region runs from base 1 to 264 and encodes 87 amino acids. Gene Ontology annotation, cellular component: mitochondrion; acetolactate synthase complex. Gene Ontology annotation, biological process: L-valine biosynthetic process. Lineage: Eukaryota; Fungi; Ascomycota; Eurotiomycetes; Eurotiales; Aspergillaceae. Gene Ontology annotation, molecular function: flavin adenine dinucleotide binding; acetolactate synthase activity; thiamine pyrophosphate binding. The transcript has a single exon. The record is from RefSeq and is a predicted model, not a curated record.